Molecule: messenger RNA, 3006 nt
Organism: Knipowitschia caucasica
Lineage: Eukaryota; Metazoa; Chordata; Actinopteri; Gobiiformes; Gobiidae
Source: the annotation of a GenBank genome assembly
AUGAUGUUUUCUUGGGGAGAGCAGUGUUCCCGCGGGUUCAGGCUCAGAGAUGGAACUUACGAAUCCCAAAACAGAAAAAAGAAAGGAAUUUAUCAUCUGGACCUGGGCUUUGACAUCACUCACCUGUUUGAGGGUCUGCGCCUACUCUCGUUCGUCAAAAGCAAUGGAAAUGCAUUUAUUAUUCACAAGACUGAGGACAAGAGCGGGACGAGAAGCAGAGGGAAACAGAAGUGUGUGGAGUGUAAAGACAAGAUCAGAGCUGUGAGCUGUACCGAUGAAGAGGUGAUGCUGCUGACCAGGAAGGGCCAGCUGCUCUGUGUGGGCAAAGGCCAUCCACGGCCAUUGAAAUGCUUCAGUGGUUUACAAGUGUUCCAGGUGUCAUGUGGAAGCAAGCAUUCGAUUGCACUGACCAAAGAUGGGCAGGUGUUCACGUGGGGACAGAACUGCAGAGGUCAGCUGGGUCUGGGGCCGGACGUGCCCAGUGCCACCUCCGUGGUGCAGGUGCAGAGUCUGUCAGACCUGCCCCUGGUGCAGGUGGCAGCAGGAGCAGACCACAGCUUCAGCCUCUCUUUAUCUGGAGCGUUGUUCGGCUGGGGCAGCAACUCCUGUGGCCAGCUGGGCCUGGGGGACACCACAGACAGACACAGUCCGACUAUUGUUCAUUAUCUAAACUCAAAGAAAAGCUGUUAUGUCUCCUGUGGACUUUCACACACUGCUGUUUUGACCAAAGACGGGGCCGUGUUCACAUUUGGCUCAGGUCGCCACGGGCAACUCGGACAUAACUCCAUCAGGGACGAGCUACGACCACGACUUGUGGCAGAACUCUGGGGCACUAAGGUUACGCAGGUGGCAUGUGGCAGGCAGCACACGUUGGUGAUGACAGAGGCUCAGAGGCUGUUCUCUUUUGGUUCUGGAGAUCAUGGACAGCUCGGACGCGGCAACAGUCAUACGGCUGUCCCUUUGCCUGUCCGUCUGCCGCCAGAGCAUUGUGAUGGAGUCCAAAUUGCCAAGAUCUUUGCCGGAGCCAACUGUUCUUUUGCCACAUGUCCAGAGGAUGUAGAUACUGUGACUGACAUAGUCCCCUGGGAUGGACAGCCCAGUCUGGAAGAUCUGAUUCUCAAUUGGACGUCAGGCUCCACACAAUGGAAACAGACUAAACUCAAAGAAAUCCACAAGACAUUCUCCUCUUUGUCACGUUUGAACAGAAGCUUUCUUGAACAUAGAAAAGAAAAGCACUUCCAAACAUCAACAAAUUAUUGUGGCUUGGACCUCCCUGCUGCUGAAAGAUCUUUCGCUCGUCUGCUCGACAAUGGCGCUGUUUUGAAGCAGGUGGAGGCUUCUGUCCUGGAAGGCCUCCUCUCUCUGAACCAGGCCCCAGUGGGAGUGGAGGGUCUAAGGGUCUAUCUGCUCCUCACUGAGCUGCUGGUGGUGGUCCUCAAACACCACCAAGACUCAGUGUUGCCAAAGACAGUGGCUGGUGUCAUUUGCCAGCUUCCUCCCGAGAGCCUGAAAGUCUUAAGAGACUGGCACGACUCGCUGCCAUUUGGUACCAGAAAAAGACACAUUGAGAUGUGGAUAAAUGCUUUGUCUCAAAUGCUACAACAACACUUAGAUAUUAGUGGUCCCUUGAAGCCCUCAAACCUGGUGCAGAUCCUUGAAGACAUGUACAACAUAAACACUACAAAGACAGGUGAUGAAAAACUUCCAGAAAGAAUAUUUUAUUUGAGGCUGAGUGACACCUUCCUUCAAGAGGACGUGAUUCAGUGGCGGUCCACAAAAGCAAGAACGUACCGAUGUGGAAAGCCAUUUGUCCUGUGUGACUACACGUUCCUGAUGGAUCUUCCUUCUAAGAAAAAAGUCUUCGACUUGGAUUGCACAUGGACUCAGGCAGAAAACCAGCAACACCAGAGCUAUUUGAACUGGUUUUUUGGAUUGUUUACUUCACCGCAGCCUGAUUUAUUCCAUCUCAGAUUGAAGAGAGAGUCUCUUGUAGAAGACACGUUCCAACAGUUGGCAGUUUGUUCUAAAGCAGAGUUGAGAAAGCCUCUCAUAGUGCAUUUUGAUGGAGACUCUAAAAACUCACUCGUUUACACAAGAGAUCUUUUUCACCAUCUUUUUCUGCAGCUUGUUUCUGUUGACUCUGAAUUGCUUGUGUUAAAUGAAUCCCAAACAUUGGUUUGGUUUCCCUCUCAACAGUUAUCAAAGAAGAAGAAACAACAGUUCUUCCUUCUUGGGAAGCUUUGUGGUUUGGCUUUAUACAACCAGUGCAUCAUCCAGCUGCCCUUCCCUCUGGCUUUGUUCAAGAAGCUGCUGCGUCUAGAGCCGUGUCUGGAGGAUCUCACUGAGCUCAGCCCAAGUAUCGGACAAAGCUUACAGUACGUUCUGAACUACGAACAUGAUGUUGAAGAGGACUUGCAUAUGUAUUUUACAAUAAACUGGGAUAAGACUGAGGUUGAACUUGAUCCUUCAAAUCCUGGGAAGCCAGUGACAAAUGGCAAUAGACAGGAGUUUGUGGAUGCGUAUGUGCAGCACGUCUUCACCACAUCAGUGCAGAGGGCAUUUGAGGAGUUCAGACGUGGCUUCUUCCAGGUGUGCGAGGAGUCCACGGUGCAGCUCUUCAGGCCGGAGGAGCUGAGGGGCGUCAUGGUGGGCUCCCAAAACUAUGACUGGGCAAUCUUCAAACAGGGCGCUGUUUGUGACACCCCUUUUUACGAAGAUCAUCCCACCAUUCUGAUGUUUUGGGAAGUUUUUGAAGAACUAGAUGAGGAACAAAAGAAGGAUUUCUUGUGGUUUCUGACUGGAUACAGACGAGCUCCAGUCUUUGGACUGGGUCAGAUUAAAAUGAGAAUCAGGGAGAAAUUUGUCAUUGACCGCUGCACUGAUAAGCACUUUCCUGAGUCCCUCACGUGUCACUCCAUCCUCGAUCUGCCUCUGUACUCCUCUAAAGAGAUCAUGAAAGACAGAGUGACUGAAGCCAUCCAGUCCGAGGCCGGGUUCAGAGUGUGA